AUGGCACUGAUUCGACUACCACACUCACCAUCUCCCAGUAAACGUUCAGGUCUCGAAAAAGCCAUCUUUCAGGUCGAAGAAGCAAUCAAGAAACGCAGAUCCGAUGCGCCUUCCCACCGCAGUACACUAGAGCAGUUGCAAAGGCUACUGAACGAGGCGCAAGACGAAGAUGGCACGCCGUCUGUUCAAACGCCCAGACUGAACAACGCCAAUGAUGCAUUCUCGUCGGACCCAGGAGACAUGAAGCCUCCUGCAACCCUCCAGCAUUCAGAAAGAGACCAUGCCGGAGGUUCGAGCGACGACCAGCUUGCAGUGGAAGAUGUCGAGAACCCUCUACAACUUCUUGCUCGCGCGUCAGAUCUUCGCAUCACAUCGCCACAUACACUGGACAACGCCAUCUCGACGCCCGGAAGCAAAAUCAACGGUAGUGAGCAUAGUGCCUUCUUGGACGUGCAUCAAUUCUUUCUGCCGAUGAAAGCCAAACUCGAUCAAGGGCAAGGUUACGACCCCAUUGAAAUUGGGCUGGUGACCGAAGGGGAGGCCAAAACACUACUCGCAUAUUUCCACCAGAAGUUAGCACACACUCGUUGGGGCCUCGACCCCGUCGUGCACACCUUGGAGUUUGUUCGGAACCGUUCAUCGUUCCUCUUCACCACUCUUCUGGCGUUUACCGCCGUAUUUCUGCCGGAAACAGCGUCUCUGGCUAAGAGACUGCUCAUUCAUCGACGAUACUUGGCCGAACAGGUCAUCGUCAAGAAGUACAGAUCAGUUGAGAUUGUUCUAGCGUUCAUGGUCAGCAUUCCCUGGAUGCCGCCAGGACAGCAUGCCACCGACGAUGACACGAGUCUCUACCUUGCCACUGCUCUUGCCAUCGCCCUGGACCUCUCCCUGGACAAGGUGAUAACUCCGUCCUCGUCGUUCAACGCAGACCUCAUCAGGCAGAUACCGAGAGGCGAAUGUCUUGACGCAGGCAAAGCACUCACGAUGGAUGGCCUCGAAGAUGUUGAUGCACAGUCGGCAUGGGGCCAGAGGUUACUGCGCCGGAGAGAGAGAGUAUGGAUUGCCCUGUUCGUUCUCGAACGAGGUGUGUGCCUGGCUCGAGGUCGCAGCUACUGUAUCCCGAAGACUCCGCUCAUCCAACACUGCAAUCAUUGGCAUUCCACUCCAAACGCGGAUCCGCAAGACGGCCCACUAGUGUCGAUGGGAGCUCUUCGCAGGGACCUUGACGAUUUGUUUGCCAACGUAAGAAUGAGGUGCGAUGGCUACCGUGUCAUUGACGUCGGUCUCAAGGUUGCCCACGAAAUUGAGAGGGAGAUUGACGAGUUCUUUGACAGGUGGCUUCGGACAUGGACGUCCGUCAUUGGCGAUUUCGAACAUAAAACACUGCCUCCUUAUGUUGAGAUCCUCGUCACGCAUACCCGGCUUUCGACUUACAGCAUGCUACUCAACCACCCUAGCGCACCGCCAGAGGUCAAGCGAUCCUUCCGAGCUUCUGCGGUAUCUUCUGCCUUGAACGUCAUGCGAGCUGCCAUACAAGGCGAAGCUCGCCUCAAGUCGAUGCCGAACAAUACAGUCACGAUGAUUUGCUUUGCUGCGAAUAUCGCCCUCGCUCUGAGCGCACCGACGUCUGGGAAACGUAGCUGCCACAAUCUAGCGCCCAGCGUGCGCAAGCUCAUACAAGAAACUGCGACUGUUCUGGAGCGCAUUGGAAGUUCGCCGAGCCAUCGCAACGGUGCCUCUGUCGUCUACGGUCGAUUUUUACGAGUCCUCGUCAAACAAGCACCGAGCUUGGAGGCAGCGUCCGGAGUACCUCCACAACCCUUUUCACCUCCCACUUCACAGCACCAGCUUGGUGUGUCUCCACCACUCGCGGAUGGUACACAGCCGUUCCCUUCUCUGGACUCUAUCUCGGGCUUUGGCGACCCGCUGCCCUUCUCAGCCAUGUCCUACAACGAAGUGAAGGAGACGGUAACCAACCUCGACUUCUUCACAACACCGCAGCUCGAUAUUUGGAACGAUGAGGGUUCGUACAUGUGGAACGACAUGAUGAAUCUGCCGGACUUCAACUUCCAUUGA
Molecule: messenger RNA, 2076 nt
Organism: Ascochyta rabiei
Lineage: Eukaryota; Fungi; Ascomycota; Dothideomycetes; Pleosporales; Didymellaceae
Exons: 2
Coding region: 1-2076 (691 amino acids)
Biological process (GO): regulation of DNA-templated transcription
Cellular component (GO): nucleus
Molecular function (GO): DNA-binding transcription factor activity, RNA polymerase II-specific; transcription cis-regulatory region binding
Source: RefSeq, a predicted model, not a curated record